AUGAUCCAGCUCCAAAAGGCAGUGGCCGACAAUCCGGGCGAAAACCGCAACCCUCGUCCGUCCCACAGCGAGUGCGUUGUCAGCAAUCAAGGGAUGCUAUUUUUCACGCACGGAGGUUGUGGCGUGAAGAAGAAGAACGCCCAGCAUCACAUCAUCCAGAUCAGCACCACCACUCUUGAUUUUGCCCUCUUAAAUUCUUUCCCAAACUCAAAUAUGGUACGAACAAAACAAACUGCUAGAAAAUUCACGGGUGGCAGGGCCCCUAGAAAGCAGUUAUCAUCAAAGGCAAGGAGGAACCUUCCUCGACAGUUUCACGAUCAUGCUGGUCGGGCGUAUACGGUCCUCUGCCCCUUCGCGACGUCUGGCAGAUCAGUUCAAAAGUUGGGAAUCCAACUCUAUCUUCUGGGGGAGCGUACAGAUUCUGAAAUUGAGGCCUUUGCUGAGAAAUUUAUACAUUGCGCAGGCAUCGAGGGUUGGGCGAAUGCCUCAAAUUACUGGCCCCGGGUUGACGCGUAUGCAGGUUUUAAAACUGUCGAGGAAUGCAUCGAACACCAUAGAAAAGAAAAGAAAUUUCGGAAAGCAGCUAUUGAGAACAUGAGGCGAGAUGCAGUCGCGGGCCUCUCGGAGGAGGCUGCAAAUGAGAAGCUGCUCAACGAGAUUAGGGGCAGAGAGCCACUACCGCAUAUCAUACCAUCUUGGUGCCCAUCAGACGCGUUUUGGAGAGAGGGUGACUACAAAGACAGAUAUCGAAGCUGGAUCAUUGUCGUUGAAGCAGAUCGACUAUCCUGGGAAGAUGUGGUGGAACGAGGCUUGCUUCAAGUACGUUUCGAUCUUGACGUAACCCCCCAAAUGGUCACCGAAAGCUGGUGCGAAGGGGUGGAUACCGAUAGCUGCUUGGAGAAAGACAAAGAGGGUUGGGUCUUCGUAGACUGGACCGGGAAUGAAAAGUCAAAGCCAAUCGACAGACGGCUCCUCUGCGUCAGAGACCAACCUUACCGCCUCAUGGAUUUAAGUGACAAACCCCCCGAGGAGAUCGCAAAGAUGAUGUAUGGAUGGGAAACUCCUGGGUCAGACGCCCGUCUGUUCGAUGCUUGGUCGUCUUAUACUAUUUGUCUCCGGGAUUGUACCUACCGGGGCGUCUCCUGCUAUGCAUGCGACAAUGACGAAGAGCACGACCUUUGCGAGCAGGACCUGGACGAACAUUAUUUUGAUGAGGACGGACAAUGUAUCGCUUGCCGAAGGGCAUCUGAGUAUCGGCGCCGAAGCAAAAGGAUCGCUGCCAAGAAGACCGCAUCCAGUUGA
Messenger RNA from Clonostachys byssicola, 1302 nucleotides. NCBI's taxonomy places the organism in Eukaryota, Fungi, Ascomycota, Sordariomycetes, Hypocreales, Bionectriaceae. The record is from the annotation of a GenBank genome assembly.